UGAAAUUCAACGGGCCUCAAGUCUCCCCACAGCCCCGCAACCUCCUCUUACUUCUUUCCUCGUGCUUCCUGGGGGAGUGAGUGGCACACAUUGUCCUGCUGUUCAAGGCACCUCUCCAGACAUCCAGUCAAACACAGUCUAUGGAUGCUCCCUCCCAGCAGCUCUUGAAUCCACUGUCUCCGGACCCAGUCCUCCUUCACCCCCUCAGUUGAGGAGGCUCCUGAUGUUCAGCCUGUGUUUUCCUUGACUUGUCUGCAGCAUUCAUAAUGCUGGCCUUUUCUGCUUUCAAACUCUAGCCUUCCUCUGUUAACUUCUGUAGCCUUCCCCUCUCCUGGCUCUUCUCAGUCACUGACACAUCCUUCUCAGAAAGGAGUCUUCUCCUUCAUCUGCCCCUUACAUUUCUCAGGGGCUGCAUCAUCAGCCACUGUCAUUCUCACUCCCCAUGCACUGUCCUGCCUGUUGUCUUCUCGCUGCUGUGGCUUCUGUUAACAUCUGUCUGUGGACACCUCCCCAGUAGGCACACCCCAACCCACUCCAGCCCUGUGCAUCAGUCCUGCAUGUUGAUGCCUUCUCAUCAGCCUUUCUUGGGCAUCUCACAAAUGCUUCAAACUGGAACUUAAUAUCUACACCUAAACCUGACCCACUCUUGGAGUCUCUGUCUCAAUGUUGACACUGGUUCAAUGAGACACUUCUUGAAGGCCUCGUGUGUCCAACUGUUGUGCUAGACCCAGUGGUUCUCACUUGCAAGGGGCUCAUGAGCACAUGAACAAGCCAUUGCCAUGAGGUAAGUACAUAGUCGAGGUGGGGGUGGUGCAGAGGGGAUGCGGUGAAAGGCACCCAGAGAGACCGCACUGCAGAGGCACGAUCAGAGUUGUACUCUUCACAGCAGAUGCAUGCGAGUCACUCUGUUACCAAGAAGUUUAUCAAGCCGGCCUCCAUGUUCAUGCCCUAAUCAUGUAGAGAGAAAGCAGAAGAACCCACCCAGUCUAGUUCCAGAAUCCAUGCUCUCAGUUACCACUCUAUGUUGUCUUUCGGUGUACCUAGCUUAGUUGGAAAAUUAUAACCAAUGUAAGCCCUUCUUGGUCAUGAAAUAUUUUCUAUUAAUUUUAACUUUUUAUUACUUUAAAAAUCAUGGUCAAGGUCUUCUAGUAACGGCAAACGAGGAAAUUCUGGCCCCUCUCCUGCUGAUGAUAACUAGAAAAACUGGACCAAUGUUAAAAACAUGUCUGAAAGCUUCAGAAAGCUAACAAGAUAGUGAAGACUUACUGGGCCAGGAGGUAGAAGAUGAUGGAGGCUCAGGGAGGGGAGCAACUGAAGGCUGCACAGCUGAGAGCUGAGUGUUGCUCUUUAUGCUGAGUGACAGGGAUUGGAAUUCAGGGUUUACUUGGGUCAAGGACAUUCCUGGUGAAUGCAUUCUUUCUUUGAGUUGAGACCCUGAAGAGCUGCACUAUAGACAUAGGGGUGAGCUAUGCUUAUGCAAGCUUAUGCAAUGAUUGCAAAACAGCCUGGACUUAAUAGCAGUCUUUGACAUGAAAUUAAUGUGACCCUAAACUGCCAGUGCUCCCAGACAUCUAUCAGAAAUAAAGGGCAGUGGCUCACACCUGUAAUCUCAGCACUUUGGGAGGCUGAGGUGGGCAGAUCAAUUGAGGUCAGCAGUUCGAGACUAGCCUGGCCAACGUGGUGAAACCAGGUCUCUACUAAAAAUACAAAAAUUAGCCAGGCAUGGUGGUGUGUGCCUCUGAUCCCAGCUAUUUGAGAGGCUGAGACAGGAGAAUCACUUGAAGCCAGGAGGUGGGGAUUGUAGUAAGCCAAGAUGUCGCCAAUUCACUCCAGCCUGGACGACUGAGCGAGACUCCGUCUCAAAAGAAAAAAAAAAGAAACUGGCCAGGUGUGGUGGCGCACGUCUGUAAUCCCAGCACUUUGGGAGGCUGAGGCAGGUGGAUAAGUUGAGGUCAGGAACUUGAGACCAGCCUGCUGCCCAACAUGGUAAAACCCCGUCUCUACUAAAAAUACAGAAAUUAGCUGGGCAUGGUGGCACAUCCCUGUAAUCCCAGCUACUGUGGAGGCUGAGGCACGAGAAUCAGUUGAACCUGGGAGGUGGAGGUUUCAGUGAGCUGAGAUCGAGCCAUUGUACUCCAGCCUGGGUGACAGAGUAAGAGAUUCAGUCUGAAAAACAAACAAAAACCCAAAACACAAAGGUAAAUCUUCUCCAGGGAAAGAAGAUACCAUCCCAGUCCUCAAAUGAUUUCUACAAACAAUUUGGCAAAUGCAAUGCUUGGUGCACAGUAAAAAAAUACUCAGGUACAUGUGGAUAAAAUAUAACACCCCAGCCCUACAAAAACAAAAAAAAAUUAGAAGCCCGGCAUGGUGGCUGACACCUGUAAUCCCAGCACUUUGGGAGGCUGAGGCAGGUGGAUCACGAAGUCAGGAUAUCAAGACCAUCCUGGCUAACACAGUGAAACCCCGUCUCUACUAAAAAUACAAAAAAAUUAGCUGGGCAUGGUGGCGGGCACCCAUAGUCCCGGCUACUUGGGAGGCUUAGGCAGGAGAAUGGCGUGAACCCAGGAAGUGGAGCUUGCAGUGAGCCAAGAUCGCGCCACUGUACUCCAGCCUGUGCGACAGAGCGAAACUCCGUCUAAAAAAAAAAAAAAAAAAUUAGAAUGAAGCACACAGGGUCAAAAGGGUAGAAAAUAUAUAGAAGAGAAUAAGAGUCAUUGUUGUAUACAGACUCCAAGGUGUGCCCUAGUAAUGCCCCUCCCAGCAUUCACACCCUUGAGUAGUUCCUCUCCAUGUUUUAUCAGGAUUGUUGGAUGUGUCAGCAAAACACUGUAGUCUUCUGAAGAAGAGAUGAGGUGCUACUUCUGAGACUAGGUCAUAAAAGACACUACAGCGUCUGGUUUGGAUACUCUCUUUCCCUCAUAGCACUCACUGUAUUAUCAUGGUUCGCCAGAGAAACAGAACAAAUAAUACAUAGAUAAACAGACAUAUAGAAAGAGAUUUAUUAUGAGGCAUUGGCUCACACAAUUAUGGAAGCUGAAAAGUUCCACAAUCUGCCAUCUGCAAGCUGGAGGCCUGGUAAAACCAGUGGUGUAGUUCCUGUCAAAACCCAAAAACAUAAGAACUGGGGUGCCAAUGGUGUCAGUCCCAGUCUGAGUCUGAAGGGCCAAAAGUUAGUGGCCCCAGUGUCCAAGGAUAGGAGAAGAUGGAUGUCCCAGCCUAGGAAGAGAGCAGAGUCACUCUUCGUCUGCCUUUGUGUUCUCUUCAGGCCCUCCACAGGUUGGAUGACACCCAACGGCAUCCUUGAGGGCAGGUAUCUAUUCCAUCUCUGAUUCAAGUUCUGAGUGCUUCCAGAAACACUCUCACAGGCAUUCCCAGAAAUCAUGUUUCACCAGCUAUCUGGGCAUCCCUGAGUCCAGUGGUGGUAACAAGUGGAAGUUGAGCACUGGCAUCGAUCGCCCUGAUCGGAGAGCCUGCCUUCAUCUUCCUGGAUAAGCCAUCCACUGGCAUGGACCCCGUGGCCCGGCGCCUGCUCUGGAAUGCUGUGGCACAAGCCCAUGAGUCCGGCAAGGCCAUCGUCAUCACCUCCCAUAGCAUGGAGGAGUGUGAGGCCCUGUGCACCCGGCUGGCCAUGAUGGUGCAGGGGCAGUUCAAGUGCCUGGGCAGCCCCCAGCACCUCAAGAGCAAGUUCGGCAGCGGCUACUCCCUGUGGGCCAAGGUGCAGAGCGAAGGGCAGCAGGAGGCGCUGGAGGAGUUCAAGGCCUUCGUGGACCUGACCUUUCCAGGCAACGUCCUGGAAGACAAGCACCAAGGCAUGGUCCAUUACCACCUGCUGGGCCAAGACCUCAGCUGGGUGAAGGUGUUUGGCACUCUGGAGCAAGCCAAGAAGAAGUACAUGCUGGAUGACUAGUCAGUCAGUCAGGUCACCAUGGAGGACAGCUUCCUGAGCUUUGCCUGCCCUGUGCCCUGGU
Molecule: messenger RNA, 3968 nt
Organism: Symphalangus syndactylus (siamang)
Lineage: Eukaryota; Metazoa; Chordata; Mammalia; Primates; Hylobatidae
Product: phospholipid-transporting ATPase ABCA3-like
Biological process (GO): transmembrane transport; lipid transport
Cellular component (GO): membrane; intracellular membrane-bounded organelle
Molecular function (GO): lipid carrier activity; ABC-type transporter activity
Source: RefSeq, a predicted model, not a curated record